UAUCGAUAACACGACGAAAAUUUGGUUGCCGAGCGUGUGUGCGCUGCCCUGUCCGUGUACACUUUAUUUUCAAUUGGUGAAAAUUGUUAUAAAACUAGCGAGGAAAUAUGUGAAAAUAAGAAAAGGCCCAAUUUCGACACUCGAACUGUGCGUGCACAAUCGAAUUGGCGACCAUCCGACCGCGAAAACCUGAUAAAAGGCAUAAAAAUAACAAAGGCGUUAGCAAACGAACGACGGGCGAACGAAGGCAUAUAGACGCUUAUACCGAUCGUUCCCAUACAGUUGUGUAUAUUUAGUCAUUGCAACUGAUUAACUUGACGCAAGUAAAUGCAAGUAUAAACUCAAAAACGGCCAACGCAGAGCAAAAGUACAGUGAAAAUUGGUCGAUUGUCGGCGCACGAAGACGAAUACGAACAAAAGGAAGAAGAAGCGAACGAAACAAACGAGAAAGAGAAACCAAACGAACGGCGAUUUUGCAUUCGUGUGUGUGUUUGUAUGUGCUCGAGUGCGCGCGCGUGUGUAUGUGUGAGGGUGGAAUAUAAACAAAAAAUAAUUAACAAUACGAAUAUCAAGAACGAUUGCUCUACUUGGCGAAAAGUAAAAUGUCACAUUUGCCACUAGAUGCACGGGCCAUUCUCCAGUAUCUAAAUGAUUUGGGCUAUAGGAACAUAUCAGCCGAGCAACUCCGUGAAUUUCUAAAAGACUUGCGCAAGCUCAUCAAGCAUGAGGAACGCCUGGCGGAGAACGCAAAGGAGAGCGAUUUCAGCGGCCUGCAUAAGCGCGGCACCGUCAGCUCGCGUGCCAAACUAAGUUUGGAUAAGGAUAAGGAGAAUGCGGCUCCAUCAUGUCCGUGUCCAUCUGCCAAGGAGAAGGAGUGCAAGACUGACAAGGAUGACGAUCUUAAGGAGCGCUCCGAUGGUGGGGCCAGUUUUGCUGACUUAGCUCGCCUUUUUAAGGAACAACUCUUGAUGGAUGCUUCUGUGCCUCCAAUGUCGGCUAACAAUGCAGUUCCCCAAAAAUCUCAGGUGAACGGAAGGCGUCGCAGCCGCAGCAAGACCCGCCGGGAAAAGGCACCAUCUAUUUCUAGCAGCGAAUCGGAGGCUAAUGAAGACCGCCUCAGGAUGCAACGCCGCCGCCGGAGCAAGUCGCAUCCGCGUAGCGCCUCCAAUCGGAGAUCUGGUUCGGUUCACCAACGUCGAAAAUCCAUGCACUGCGAUCCGGUGGCAUUAUUUCAGUACUAUCAGAAGGAGUGGGCUCAUUUUCGCAGCCAGAUCCCCGGCGAGAAUACCCGCAUCGGAGUACGCAGCAAGCCAAUGGGCCUGAAAAAGUGAAGAUCGAUUUCCGAUUCAACUAUAAAUAUUAAAAUUCCAUACUUCAUUCGAUUCCGCUGAACUGCAGUGAUUACUCACACUUAUUUAUACUUGUAUCCAUUCUUAACUCAUCAUUCUAAGCACUUCUUAAACAAAAAACAAACUUUCAAAGACGAAUAAAAAAAUUCUUUGCGCUU
Molecule: messenger RNA, 1507 nt
Organism: Drosophila melanogaster (fruit fly)
Lineage: Eukaryota; Metazoa; Arthropoda; Insecta; Diptera; Drosophilidae
Gene: Hyls1
Product: Hyls1 centriolar and ciliogenesis associated
Exons: 3
Coding region: 603-1331 (242 amino acids)
Source: RefSeq, marked reviewed